GUCAAACCGAUGAGAUACCGUCGAAGAUUUGCAGUCUUCGAUGUGCAGUCAACGGUGCGUUCUUCAGACGAAACGCCGAGUUUUCUGCCGUCUCAGCCAACCGCUGGGUUCGAGCGCGAUUGGCCUCGUUAUACGGCAUUCAUAAAAAACCAGCAGGUAGCAUUUCGCCGUAUCAGCUUGCCUUUGUUCUCAGCGACUACUCUCCAUAUGGCGCGAGCAAAUGUGAAAAGGCGGCAUUCGGAUUUGCCGCAUUUUGAAUCUGUGGCUAGAAUAUCGAGUCUUCCCAUUGUGGAAAGCGGUAUACAUAUCGCUGGUAAUGUGUAUAGAAAAAUAAAGCGUUCAAAUUCUUUAAUGAAUUGGAGUUUGGAUACGGCGGAACAAUCAUUAGCGAUUGCAACGGCAACGGCAAGACCUGCCAUUUUCGCACUUAAUGGACCAAUUACGACAAUCGAUCAAUUACUAUGCAAAGGUAUCGACAUCGUUGAGCAAAGAGUGCCGGCAGUGCAUCUUCCCCCUCAUGUUAUAUAUUUGAACACGCGAGAGUAUGUAAAUAAGAAAAUUGUGAAGCCAGUUCUAAUGCGUGCCGGAAGUGUCAAGCAAAUCGGUAGUCAAGCUGCCAACGCCGCCGCUGAUAGACUGGACGGUGCGCUGACAGUUGCGGACAAGUACGUGGAUCGUUAUUUGCCGGGAGAUCCAACUGACAAAGAAGAGGCCAACCCUGUUGAAUCUGUAAGCAAAACGACACGUACAAUCAAGCACGGCGCAAGAUUCUCGCGAAAAUUGCAAAAGAGAUUGACGCGACGCACUUUGGUCGAAGCGCGUGCGCUGAAACAGCAAGGAACUGAAUGCAUUCACGUUCUUCUAUACAUCGUGGAAUUGGUAAGUCAAUAUUCAAUCAGUUUAUUAUAUUUUAAUUGGCUUUAUAUUGUGUAUAUUAUUUUCCAGCUGACACUACUUAUAGGUAAAAACAAUGUAAUAAAAGAACAAAUAUCUGUCAUACGAUCUGGUAUUGAAAGGCUGAGUUCGACCACGAAUCAAAUUUUGGAAAAAUUUGCUGCAUUUUUGGCUGGUCGUCCCAGCCAUCAGAAGGUACCACACAUGCGAAAUCGUGAGCAGAAUCACAACAACCACAUGUCGGCGACUUCCAAUCCUCCAAUAAACGGUAUUGAGUAACGAGCAAGUCUGAAAACUGCUACGUGCGGGUUUCUUUCCCCUUCUGGUAUGGAUUUCAAUUACAAGGUCAAAGACACGAGGAUAGAAAUCACGCCGAGUCGCCACUCAUUGAUUAGCAUAACGUUUCAUCGACCGUAAUUACAUCAUUAUUUUUUACGAUCUUGUUUUUGUGAAAUGAUAAUAAUUACAGGAUUAUAUUUUAUCAUUGGUACAAUGUACUCGUGCCAUACUCAUUUUGUGCUUCUGAACUUAGCCAUUAGUCAAAACAAUUGCUUUUGCAGUAAUUAAGUGUAAGUAAAGAAAUAAAGAACCGUCUUAGUUUUAAUACGAA
Pogonomyrmex barbatus (red harvester ant) is the source of this 1504-nucleotide messenger RNA. It is a transcript of the gene Lsd-1, whose product is annotated as lipid storage droplet-1. Gene Ontology annotation, cellular component: cytosol; lipid droplet. Gene Ontology annotation, biological process: positive regulation of triglyceride storage; lipid storage. The record is from RefSeq and is a predicted model, not a curated record. NCBI's taxonomy places the organism in Eukaryota, Metazoa, Arthropoda, Insecta, Hymenoptera, Formicidae.